Elephantulus edwardii (Cape elephant shrew) is the source of this 1370-nucleotide messenger RNA. It is a transcript of the gene CHRNA10, whose product is annotated as cholinergic receptor, nicotinic, alpha 10 (neuronal). Gene Ontology annotation, molecular function: acetylcholine-gated monoatomic cation-selective channel activity; transmembrane signaling receptor activity. Gene Ontology annotation, cellular component: postsynaptic membrane; neuron projection; synapse. The transcript has 6 exons. The coding region runs from base 1 to 1359 and encodes 452 amino acids. NCBI's taxonomy places the organism in Eukaryota, Metazoa, Chordata, Mammalia, Macroscelidea, Macroscelididae. Gene Ontology annotation, biological process: signal transduction; chemical synaptic transmission; regulation of membrane potential. The record is from RefSeq and is a predicted model, not a curated record.
AUGGGACACGGGAAUCAUCACCACUUCCUGGGCUCCAACCCGAGCUUUCUGCUCCUGCUCCUGCCAGAGUUCCUGGGAGCUGAGGGCAAGCUGGCUCACAAGCUGUUUCGCGACCUCUUUGCCAACUACACAAGCGCCCUGCGACCUGUGGCAGACACGGACCAGACACUGAAUGUGACCCUGGAGGUGACACUGUCUCAGAUCAUUGACAUGGAUGAGCGGAACCAGGUGCUGACCCUGUACCUGUGGAUCCGACAGGAGUGGACAGAUGCCUACCUGCAAUGGAACCCAGAUGCCUACGGUGGCCUGGAUGCCAUCCGCAUCCCCAGCAGCCUUGUGUGGCGGCCAGACAUCGUGCUCUAUAACAAGGCAGACGCACAACCUCCGGCCUCGGCCAGCACCAACGUGGUUCUGAGGCACGAUGGGGCCGUGCGCUGGGACGCACCUGCCAUUACGCGCAGCUCCUGCCGCGUGGACGUGUCCGCCUUCCCGUUCGAUGCUCAGCGCUGCGGCCUGACCUUUGGCUCCUGGACGCACGGCGGCCACCAGCUGGAUGUGCGGCCACGGGGCAGCGCCGCUAGCCUGGCGGACUUCGUGGACAACGUGGAGUGGCGCGUACUGGGCAUGCCGGCGCGGCGGCGCGUGCUCACCUACGGAUGCUGCUCCGAGCCCUACCCGGACGUGACCUUCACGCUGCUGCUGCGCCGCCGCGCCGCCGCCUACGUGUGCAACCUGCUGCUGCCCUGCGUGCUCAUCUCGCUGCUCGCUCCUCUUGCCUUCCACCUGCCAGCUGACUCGGGUGAGAAGGUGUCGCUCGGCGUCACCGUCCUGCUGGCGCUCACCGUCUUCCAGCUGUUGCUGGCCGAGAGCAUGCCACCGGCAGAGAGCGUCCCACUGAUUGGGAAGUACUACAUGGCCACUAUGACCAUGGUCACCUUCUCCACGGCACUCACGAUCCUCAUCAUGAACCUGCAUUACUGUGGCCCCCGUGCCCGCCCAGUGCCAGCCUGGGCUCGAACCCUCCUGCUGGGACACUUGGCACGGGGCCUAUGCGUGCGGGAACGAGGGGAGCCCUGUGGACGAUUCAGGUCACCUGAAUCGCCUCCGAGUCCCCAGCCUCCUGAUAGAAGGGCUGACCCCUUAGCAGGCCCUUGUCACGAGCCCCGGUGUCUGUGUCACCAGGAAGCCCUGCUUCACCAUGUAGCCACCAUUGCCAGCACCUUCCGCAGCCACUGGGCAGCCCAGCGCCGCCAUGAAGACUGGAAACGCCUGGCCCGUGUGAUGGACCGCUUUUUCUUGGGCAUCUUCUUCUCCAUGGCCCUGGUCAUGAGCCUCCUGGUGUUGGUGCAGGCCCUGUGAGAGCCGGGACU